Molecule: messenger RNA, 118 nt
Organism: Bemisia tabaci
Lineage: Eukaryota; Metazoa; Arthropoda; Insecta; Hemiptera; Aleyrodidae
Source: RefSeq, a predicted model, not a curated record
AUGGUCUGCGGCUGUUGCACUCAGGAGCAAAUUAAAGAUGAUAUCCAUAACAUGGCUGAGUAUCCGGUAAAAAUGACCUUUGGCCUGCUUCUCCUACUCGUUUUGCUUUACUCAAUAG